Molecule: messenger RNA, 1846 nt
Organism: Cotesia glomerata
Lineage: Eukaryota; Metazoa; Arthropoda; Insecta; Hymenoptera; Braconidae
Product: ras-interacting protein RIP3
Exons: 6
Coding region: 313-1767 (484 amino acids)
Cellular component (GO): nucleus
Molecular function (GO): zinc ion binding
Source: RefSeq, a predicted model, not a curated record
UAUAUGUUGAAUAGGGUUGCAAAGGGUCUCAAAAAUGGCGACUGUUAACUCCUUCCGGCAUUGAGCACUCGUACUAAUAUGUGCUUUUGACAUUAUAAACAACAAUUAUCUAAUAAAUCUAGCCUGCAAUUCUUCACAGCAAUAUUUACUCCAAAAAAGUCAGUGGUCAUUCGAAAAGUGUAAACACUAAUCACGUCGGUAUUAAAGUGACAGUAAAUAUAAAUAAAGUAUUAUAAAUCCUUUCAAUUUCCUUCGGUGACAUUAUAACCUAACAAGCUUAUUACGUUUUUUAAAAUUUCCCUUUUCCCGACGAUGGCAAUGAAUGAAAAUUUCAAUUACUCCGAAUUGUGUCGUCUGUGCUCAUUAAAAUCUAAUCAUCAGCUCCAAAUUUUUGACAAAGAAGGCGAGCAGAGGCAAAUACUUUUUAAAAUUCGCACUCUCAUUGGCUCUGUGACAACAAAAGAGGAUGUCCUGCCGAAAAAUAUUUGCCAGAAGUGUCUCUAUAAAUUGGACAUGUUUUUCGAAUUUCGGGCGAGCUGUAUGGCUACUGAGACUGUUUUAAAAAAUUACGCCGAUACAUUGAAGCAACUUGCACAGUCAGUCAGCAAUCAGAACGAUAAAGACAAAAUGUCGACAAGCGGGCAGCAGCAACAGCAACGUCCCUCAUACGUGGAAGCACAUGCAGCAGCGCAUACGACACUGCAACAACACAUGGCUCAGCAAGUAGCUCAAGCGAGACUCUCUGGUCCAGGACUCCCUUCAGCACCCCAACCACUUAAUCCUACUUUCACGUUGCCGGAUGAUGGCCUGGGUUACGACGAUGGACACCGAGUUCUCCGGUCGAUUGGCACGUGGUCUCCAGAUUAUUCAGCAGCGAUGGCCCGACCAAGCGGAGUGAUGUCUGUGUUUCCAGGUACCACAGAUCAGCAAUUCUCAAAUAAUCGAGGCGUGACAAUAAACCAGCCAUUAAGAACGACAAAUAAUGUAGGUGGUGUUCGUCCUGGUUCUGUAUCGAAGGCAACAAACACUGGGGAGCCAACGACCAAAGCAUUCGCUUGCACAGUCUGUGGUAAAGGCUUAGCUCGCAAGGAUAAACUUGUUAUACACAUGCGUAUACAUACUGGCGAAAAACCCUACUCGUGUGAAGUUUGUGGCAAAGCGUUUGCUCGACGUGAUAAACUUGUAAUUCACAUGAAUAAACUGCGACACAGACCGGGGGUCACUCCAUUAUCAACGCCUACUGCUCCUAAUACCGACCAACAGCAACAGCAACAACAGCAACAACAGCAGCAACAGCAACAACAACAGCAACAACAACAGCAACAACAACAGCAACAGCAACAGCAACAGCAACAGCAACAACAACAGCAGCAGCAACAGCAACAACAACAAUUACGUAGAGAAGUUUCUGUUCAUAAAUUGAAAGAAGAACCUCUUACUUACGUUUGCGAAAUUUGCAGUAGAGUGUUUACCGUCAGAGAAGAAUGGACGCAGCAUGCACGAUCCCAUUUAGUCGACGCCCCAGCCCAAAUUCAACAUGCAGCAGCAUACUUCCCAAAUUCGGCGCCUCCACCACAGACCUACACUACGGGAGUUAAUUACUGUUUAAUGUGUCGCAUAGACUUCCCCGACAAAGAGGAGUUUAUGUUCCACAUACGGACCCAUUUUCCUCCCUCACAACAGACACUUCAAAAUCAAAUUAAACAGGACCCGGCCACCGCUGAAAUGAUAGCUCGCGGAAUGGUUGAUCCUACUUUGUGCAGCUAAAAUUUUCCUCUAUCGUAAAGCAACGUCGACACGUGUCUUACUGUAGUAUAAAAAAAACAAAUAACAUUUUUAAUACUAA